Molecule: messenger RNA, 312 nt
Organism: Gongylonema pulchrum
Lineage: Eukaryota; Metazoa; Nematoda; Chromadorea; Rhabditida; Gongylonematidae
Source: the annotation of a GenBank genome assembly
AUGAUACCUGUGCUUGGUGCAGCAAAGCGAAUUUUGAUGAUAAAAGCCAGCAUUCACGAUUUCCAGAAUGGAUGUCCAGAAAGCGAGAUUGAAAAUCCAAAAACAACAGCCAGAAUCACUGAGCCCAGCGAUGCAUUACCAGAUGUGAGUAGUUCGGUUGGCGUUCUAGCAGACGACCCGAGAAAUAUUGUCACUCUCAUCGAAGAAGAGUACAACGAAAUCUCACAAAAAAUUAUCGUGGUCGAUAACGCGAAUGCAGUCAGGGAUUGCAGCUUUCUUAUCGUUCAAAAUGCCUCGAGUAAGUUGCAGUGA